This is a messenger RNA of Acanthochromis polyacanthus (spiny chromis), 4790 nucleotides long. It is a transcript of the gene daxx, whose product is annotated as death-domain associated protein. The record is from RefSeq and is a predicted model, not a curated record. Lineage: Eukaryota; Metazoa; Chordata; Actinopteri; Pomacentridae. Gene Ontology annotation, molecular function: histone binding. The transcript has 11 exons. Bases 362 to 2569 code for a protein of 735 amino acids.
ACAAUGAUGCUAGACGGACUUUAGCGGGUACAUUUAGUAGCUCGUCUACAACGUAGCUAAACCGACGAACGUUGUUUUAGUAAACAGACCGUCUGUGGGGUUAAAAACAAGAUCUUACAUACUUUCUAGGAUUUAUUUGCCUGGUUGGCCGCGUAGUAAAAACAGAAUGCGGGCUUGUCUUUUGAUUUAUUGUUUUUCUUACUUAGAAAAGUCACAAUGCUAACUAGUUAGCUAAUGCUAAUGUUGCUAACUUACAGAGAAUUCUUAUCUUACACCGCGGUGGAUCGUCUUCUUGCUUUAUUGUCAAGAUAAGCAGCUCAUAAACAAGAGGUCGGUACAUCGGACACAAACAACAUUUUGGAUGGCGGUGGCUCCAGCCUCUUUGGCAGAUAAGAUCAUCAUCCUUAAUGAUGAUGAUGAUGAAGAUGAAGAGAGUCCUCAACCCUCCUGUCCUGCCUCCACCUCAUCUUCUGGUCGUCACACCAAAAAGGUGUCGCCUCUCAAAGCUUUGCAACCGGUGCCCACACACAUUACCCAGUCACCUUUUGCCUCAGCGAAGAAGGAUGCUCAUGUUCUGCAGGCGGAGAAUCACAAGUUGUUCACUGAGUUUGUUGAACACUGCUCAGGUCCAACGAAGGACUGCCCUGAGGUCUUGACGUUUCUCCAAACCAAGCAUGCCAAGGCCUGCCCAGACUAUCUGUCGUCUGUGGAGUUCAGGAACACGCUGGGCCGAUGUUUGACUCGCGCUCAGGCCAACCUCUCUAAAACAUUCGUAUACAUCAAUGAACUGUGCACUGUGCUCAGGCAGCAUGCCACCAAGAAGAGGCAGACCCUCACCAAGGUUGAGCCUAGUCCCUCUACCUCAGCAUCAAGUACUCUGCAGCCUACCUCUCUUAUGGCCAAAAGUAAAGACAAGACGAAAGGUAAGAUGGGUGAAAAGGCAAAAGGGCAGGAAGUGGCAGCAGAAGAAGAACAACCUUCCACCUCAGGGCUGCAAGAGGACAAUAGACAGGAUCAAGAAGAAGAGAAAAAAGCAAAGAGAGCAUCCAGGAAACAGAUAGCGUACCUGGAGAACCUGCUGAAGGUGUACAACGAUGAGAUCUACCGUCUGCAGCAGGCUGAGCUGAGCAUAGACGACCUGGCAGCAGAAGAUUCUUUAUACAUUCAGGAGCACAAGCUUAAACGCAAAAUGAUGAAAAUCUAUGAAAAGCUGUGUGAACUAAAGGGCUGCAACACGCUAACAGGCCGAGUCAUUGAGCAGAGAAUCACCUACAGGAGCACUCGUUAUCCUGAGAUCAACAAGAAGAUCGAGCGUUUCAUCAACAGACCAGAGGCACAGACCAACCCUCCAGACUACCAAGACAUCCUCCAGCAGGUGUUGCGUGCCAACGAGCGCCACAAUCUGUGCUUAAGCAGAAAACAGUUGACUCAGAUCGCCCAGGAGGCCUUCAGAGAAACCGGGAGCCGCAUGCAGGAGCGACGGCAACUGGACCUGGCGUACAACUUCGGCUCACACCUCACUGACAAAUACAAGGCUGCCAGUGACCCGGCUCUGUCCAACCCUUCACUGCAACAGAAGCUGCGGUCCAACAGAGAGAUGGCCUUAUCCCGCCUGGAGGAGGUCAUCACCAAGUACGCUGUCAAACAAGAGGACGCCGAGGAGCAAGAAAGGAGCAAACGACUGGAGAAAGACAAAGAGAAAUCAGGAAAGGAGCCGGAAACUAAAGAGGAGAAUGGAGUGGAAGAAGAAGAAGAAGAGGAGGAUGAUGAUGAUGAAGACGAAGAUGAAUCAUCAGACCCAGACAUAGAGGAGGAGAUCCAGGCCAGCAGUCAGCAGGACGGAGCAGAUGAUGAUGAGGAAGACAACAGCGUGGAGGCAGAGGGAGCGCGUGAGAACGCCAACAAGGAGGAUCAGACCGAUGACCAGACGGGAAGCAUUUCUGCAGGCGAGGAAGAGCCGGUCACAAGUGGACUCAGUCCUGUUUCUGAUGAAUCCAAGUCCCAAGCCUCUCCACUGUCUGACAUCCCGUCCUCCAGAGACAGUCCCAGCCAAUCAGAGCCCACAGUAACUGACAAGCAGAGGCCCUUCCUGUCUAAUGGGGACCUCACAGCGUUACAGGAGCCGGUGGAUUCCUCCGAUCAUGUUUUGGGCACGCUGGUGAGCACCAGCAAAGUCUCUGAGGACCCAAAAGACGUCUCGACAGCAACCAAUGGGAAGCCUUUACCACCGUCACCAGUAGCUGUAGAAAACUGUGACACCAACGGCGGAUCGCCACCGCCGAGCCCCAGAAUUACAAGGAGCCGGAAGAGGAAGAGGGAGGAGAUCACAUCAGGGAACGGCGAUAAUUCUAAGCACAUAAUCAUCCAUGACAGUGAGGGCGAUACUCCUCUGGACAUGGCUGUGUUCAGCAGCAGUCCUCUGCAGCAGGCCGAGUCCACCAGAGCUGAAACUCCAACCCUGGACCUGGUCAGCAGCUCCCAGUCGACGCCGCCUCCCAAGAAAAACAAGGUCAACGUUGCGACCCAGUGUGACCCUGAUGAGAUCAUCGUCCUGUCAGACUCAGAGUGACCUUUCACCUCUGGAUUCUCCCACAAGCACGCAUUUCCAAAGAGCACCCUUGUCUACUGGCUCGUGUGUGGAGGACAAAGCUGAAUGUUUUUCUGCUUACACUGCCCCUUCAAGUUCUGACGAAAUGUUCACAGCUGUGGAAAACCAGGAAGCUGUGAAGUUCAUAGCUUUGUUCACUUAAUUAAAAAAACACUGAAUGAUCACCGGACAGCUGCUUUAUAACGGACUUCUAUAAAAUAAUAACCUGACAGUUUUUGGAAAGCCAGCUCAAACAGGAAGCUGUUUCUGUUCUUGUCUUGCCUCUGCUGUGUGAAUCACAGAAUCCAGUUUGCAUUUAUCUCCAUGCAGGGAAACAGUCGGCUGACGUUGACCGCAGCCGUCAUUCAACUCUAUGGUGCAGUGAGACUCCACUGAGGCACAAUCUGUUAGCGCUUCUCACCUCCAGCUGGUAGAAGCACGAAAAUGAGUUUUUUGCCUAAAAUACUUUGUCCUUUUUCUUUUUGAACCCUGAACUCUCGUCGUGUGUUUUAGGUCAAAAUCAGUGCCUGACAGUUAGACCUGAGCAGUGGAGCACAGAGAGCUUUUGUUUCAUGGGAACUCGACUGGCGAAGGCUCCGUUAGCUCUGCCAGUCUGUUUACAUUUUAAUAUUUCAAUUUAGUUGGGUUUUUUCCCCCACAAAGGGCAGGGAAGGAAUAGCCUGAAACACAAUUUUGAGGUGACGAUGUUUUAUCUGCUGUUUUAUUUAUGAUGUUAUGAGUGAGUGAGCUGUGCGGUGCUUUGUUAGCGAGAUGUCUGGACUUCAGCAGCGAUAAUGGGAAAACAUUGAUGAUUUAAAAUGUUUCCUUUUAUGUUUCCUCUCCAAACUUUUCUUCUGUUUAAGAUGUAAGUUAAGUAGGUUAGUUUGUGUGGCUGCUGCAGCCUCAGCGAACCGUUUUCUGAGAGCUUUAGGUGCAGAUGUUUGAAGGAUAAGGCCAGCAGUAGUUUAGAUUUUUCUCCUUGACAACAAACCCAACGAAAAGACCAAAGCUGUCAAUGAACCAACAAGUGAUGCUUGAUCUUCUUCCUCGUGACCUUUGAAUUCUCCUAGCAGGUUGGACUAAUGGCAUUAAUUAGUUUGCAAUGAGCCGGUAGACCAAAAAGCUCACUGGAAUUCAGUCAUUUUCUCCCCAUCAGAUGUCUUCUGUUGAGGUCAGCUGUUGUCAGAGAACCAUUAAAAACAUCAGUGAGCCACGCUUUGGAGCUGACAAACAUGUUUCCUUCUGGUCUUGGACACACUGCAGCUACAAACUCCACGAAAUGCAAAUUAAUCUGCUUCUGAAAACAGUCACAAAACAAAUGUAAUGUUUGCUCUGUUCUGAGUAAUGUCUGCUAGAAACCACAGCAGCAGCUGUUGUCAGGAACAGUGGAAGUCCUCAUUGGGCUCAGGGCUGAAAACAGAGGAACACACAGGAAGUACAGACGAACAUUUUUUGGUUGUCAUUGAGAAUAAUACAGACCAGCUUUAUCUUUUAAAGCACGGACAUGUUUCCUCACAACAAGCAGCCAACGAAGUGAAGCUAAACAUCUCCUUCAACACGUCUGAAAAAGCGUUAACUCUGAUAAAUCCUACCUGCCCUUCUGCCCAGCCCAGAUAAAAACAUUAUCUGAAAAGUCCUGUGAUUUACAGAAUAAUAAAAGAAGCUAAUUCAGCUUCAUUCUGACACUAAUAUUUUUCGGUGUCGGUGCAGCUUUUCAAACAAUGUAGCCGUCAGAAUUCAAAAUUCUCCUUCCUUGUUAUAUUUAAGAUGAAGUUUUUCUUUAUUUCUGGUCAUAGUUUUAUUCCACGUCAGACAGCGUUGCACUGAAUAUCUCCAGCAUUCGAUGAUGAGGUGUUUUGUGGCUGGUUAGUACGGAGUCCUUCCUUAAAAUAGAAGUGUGUAACAGAGCACUGCAGUGGUGAUGGGUGUUUUCUAUCUGUUACCCUGAUUAAAAAAAAAAAUCUCAGUUUUCUGCUAUUCCUUUCUGAAUUCCAUUUUUUUUCUUAAAUUUUACCUCCCAGGUGAAAUGAUAUUUUGGGGUAAAAGCUCUUUUCAGAGUUGCUAAAACAAAGACUUGGAAUGUAGUCGUCUUCGCUACAAUCUAUUUUAUGCAGAGGAGUGAUCCAUCAUUCACUGUGAAUUAUUUUUGUUUUCUUUUUCAUUUUUGAUAUUGAAAUAAAAUAAAUACAUUUUGUUAAAUAAA